Camelina sativa (false flax) is the source of this 3061-nucleotide messenger RNA. RefSeq names its product pentatricopeptide repeat-containing protein At4g30825, chloroplastic. Gene Ontology annotation, molecular function: mRNA binding; protein binding. Lineage: Eukaryota; Viridiplantae; Streptophyta; Magnoliopsida; Brassicales; Brassicaceae. Gene Ontology annotation, cellular component: mitochondrion. The record is from RefSeq and is a predicted model, not a curated record. Gene Ontology annotation, biological process: mitochondrion organization; RNA processing.
CCAGGAAGAAAGAAGCUAUCUUGCUGCGGCGAGUAAGCCCUUCUUCUAUCCUUUCAUUAUCUCUCCCCUCUCUCUCAUGAACCCAUCUUUAGGGUUUUGAUUUCAUCCGGUGUAUGCAGAUGUGUCUGUAGCUGUCGGUUAUGGGUUCGUUAAGGUUUUCCAUUCCACUUAACCCAUUCGACUCAAAAAGGUUUCAUUUUUCUGCGAACCCAUUUCAGUUUCCUGAUCAAUUCCCAAUUUUUUCAGUUACUAGUAGUAGUAAUAAUGCUCCCGCCGCUAGAACUUUCACAAUUGGUUCUCUGAUUAGAGUUAAGAAAACUCGAGUGUCUCGUCUUGAUGUUGAAGCAAAGGAGACGACUGAGAAUGAUAUUGAUUCUGCAAGUGAAGCUAAUGUGGAGAGAAGCUCGAGUUCGAAAUUGAAAGGUGUCACGAGUGGUAAUAAGAGAUGGACAAAGAAAGACGUAGUUAAAAAGUUCAGUUUCCGAAGAGAAAGCAAUGAACUUGAGGAUUUGCUUGUGAAGAAUGGGGAAGUGGAUGUGAACUACUCCGCUAUUAAACCAGGUUUGAGUUUAGAGCAUUGCAAUGGUAUAUUGAAACGGCUUGAGAGUUGCAGUGACUCGAAUGCGGUCAAGUUCUUUGAUUGGAUGCGAUGUAACGGAAAAUUGCAAGGUAACUUUAGUGCUUACAGUUUGAUUCUUAGAGUUUUAGGAAGGAGAGAAGAUUGGGACCGAGCCGAGGAUUUGAUUAAAGAGUUGUGUGGAUUUCAGGGCUUCCAACAGAGUUUUCAGGUCUUCAACACUGUUAUAUAUGCGUGUGCUAAAAAGGGGAAUGUCAAGUUAGGUUCAAAAUGGUUUCAGUUGAUGUUGGAGCUCGGUGUUCGACCUAAUGUGGCUACAAUAGGUAUGCUCAUGGGUCUCUAUCAGAAGAACUGGAAUGUUGAUGAAGCGGAGUUCGCAUUUUCUCAUAUGAGAAACUUCGGAAUUGUGUGUGAGUCUGCUUACUCCGCGAUGAUAACGAUUUACACGCGUUUGAGAUUAUAUGGUAAAGCAGAGGAAGUUAUUGACUUGAUGAAAAAAGAUAGAGUGAGGCUGAAUCUAGAGAAUUGGUUAGUGAUGCUUAAUGCUUAUAGUCAGCAAGGCAAGAUGGAACAAGCUGAAUCUGUGUUGAUCUCUAUGGAAGCUGCGGGAUUUGCUCAGAAUAUAAUUGCAUACAAUACUCUGAUAACUGGUUAUGGUAAGGUUUCUAAAAUGGAGGCUGCACAGAGUUUAUUUUACCGCUUCUGUGAUAUUGGGAUGGAACCAGAUGAAACAAGUUACAGAUCAAUGAUUGAAGGUUGGGGCCGCUCUGACAAUUACGAGGAGGCAAAGCAUUACUAUCAAGAGCUGAAGCAGUUGGGGUAUAAACCCAAUUCGUCCAAUCUUUUUACUUUAAUCAAUUUGCAGGCUAAAUAUGGAGACAGAGAUGGUGCUAUUAAGACGAUCGAAGAUAUGGUUAAUAUCGGAUGCCAGUACUCCUCAAUCCUUGGCAUCAUUUUGCAGGCUUAUGAGAAGGUUGGAAAGCUUGAUGAAGUGCCUUAUGUUCUCAAAGGUUCUUUUCAUAACCAUAUCCGUUUAAACCAGACUUCUUUCUCGAUUCUAGUGAUGGCUUAUAUCAAACAUGGUAUGGUUGAUGAUUGCUUGGCGUUGUUGCGAGAAAAAAAGUGGAGAGACUCAGCAUUUGAGUCCCACUUGUAUCAUCUGUUGAUUUGCUCUUGCAAAGAAUCUGGUCAACUUGCUGAUGCCGUGAAAAUAUACAAUCAUACAUUGGAAUCUGAUGAACAGAUAAAUCUGCACAUUACAUCCACAAUGAUUGACAUUUACACAGUGAUGGGCGAAUUUGGUGAAGCGGAAAAGCUUUAUUCAAAGUUGAAAUCAUCUGGAGUUGUUUUGGACAGGAUUGGAUUCAGCAUUGUGGUACGGAUGUAUGUGAAAGCUGGAUCCUUGGAAGAAGCCUGUUCUGUCCUAGAAAUCAUGGAUGAGCAAAAAGACAUUGUUCCGGAUUUGUACUUGUUUCGGGAUAUGCUUCGGAUAUAUCAGAAGUGUGGUCUUCAGGAUAAACUCCAGCAUUUAUACUACAGGAUUCGAAAGAGCGGGAUCCAUUGGGAUCAGGAGAUGUACAAUUGUGUUAUAAACUGUUGUGCACGUGCUCUUCCGCUUGAUGAGCUCUCAAGAACUUUUGAGGAGAUGAUUCGAUAUGGAUUUACUCCUAAUACAGUCACAUUCAAUGUCCUCCUUGAUGUUUAUGGUAAAGCCAAGCUCUUUAAAAAGGUUAACGAGCUUUUCAUGUUGGCAAAAAGACACGGAGUUGUGGAUGUAAUAUCUUACAACACCAUUAUAGCCGCCUAUGGACAGAACAAGGACUUCACAAACAUGUCAUCAGCGGUUAAGAAUAUGCAAUUCGACGGGUUUUCUGUGUCACUUGAAGCUUAUAACUCUAUGCUAAAUGCAUAUGGGAAAGAUAAACAGAUGGAGAAAUUCAGAAGCAUCUUGAAGAGGAUGAAGUCUACUUGUGGAUCAGAUCAUUAUACAUAUAACAUCAUGAUCAAUAUAUAUGGAGAGCAAGGAUGGAUCGAUGAAGUCACGGAAGUGCUGACAGAAUUGAAAAAAUCUGGACUUGGUCCUGACUUGUGUAGCUAUAACACACUGAUAAAGGCUUAUGGUAUAGGUGGUAUGGUUGAAGAAGCUGUUGGAUUGGUGAAGGAGAUGAGGGGGAAAAAGAUAACACCUGAUAAAGUAACUUACACCAAUUUGGUCACAGCUUUGCGCAGGAACGACGAAUUUCUCGAGGCUAUUAAAUGGUCUUUGUGGAUGAAGCAAAUGGGUAUAUAAAAUAGUUGAUUCUUUAUAUGUGUUUUUUUUGUCUAUAAUGGCUGCUUCUUUUAGUAAAACCCCAAAUGAGGCAUGCGUGUACAUUCUGAUCAGAGUUAAUGUAAUAAGUCUCAAAUCUUCCAAUGAGUAGAGUAGAUCUGCUGUAAGUCGUCUGCAAGAUUCUGUCUAGUAGAAAGUAGAGUUCCUUGAUCUUA